GGGCGUUAGCGUUUUGUAUAAGCAGAACCGAGAACGAGAUAAUAAAUAAAAUUAAAAACUUUCUUUUUAUAUUCUCGUAUAGUAAUAGCUUUAAUAUUGGCAUUAGUAAAAAUAAACUUGGACAGUUUCCUGCUAUCGUUUAAAAACAAUAAAAAUAUGCCCGCAUAUCAUUCCACUUUAACGGACUCCACUCAGUCUGUCGGGAAUUUAGCUCUCCUGCCGAUUCGCACAACUUUUCGCGGACCGGCUCCAAUUAAUCCAAAGAUUGAAUUAGAUAUUAUUGAUGAGGCGUUAAAUUAUUUUAAAGCCAAUGUUUUCUUUCGUUUUUAUGAGAUAAAGUCUGAUUCUGAUAGAGUACUCAUUUACCUUACAUUGUAUAUAUCGGAAUGUCUAAAGAAGCUCCAGAAAUGUGCAAAUAAGAACCAGGGACAGCAAGAAAUGUACAUGCUUGCAAUAUCUAAGUUUGAUAUUCCUGGAGAACUUGGAUUCCCAUUAAAUUCUGUUUAUGCCAAACCUUCUAGUCCUCAAGAAGCUGAUUUAAUGAGGCAAUAUCUUCAGCAGUUGAGGCAUGAAACUGGAGGUAGAGUUUGUGAGAAAGUUUUUGCUACUGAAGAUGGAAAACCAAGCAAGUGGUGGCUAUGUUUUGCUAAAAGGAAAUUCAUGGAUAAAUCUUUAUCUGGGCCAGGCCAAUGAAAAACUUAUUUUCUUUAAAAACAUUUAUUUUAUGUAUUUCAUAAUAUUGAUUAAUUAAUCAAAUACACAUAUUA
Messenger RNA from Pieris napi, 767 nucleotides. It is a transcript of the gene Arpc3A, whose product is annotated as actin-related protein 2/3 complex subunit 3. The coding region runs from base 157 to 693 and encodes 178 amino acids. Gene Ontology annotation, cellular component: cytoskeleton; Arp2/3 protein complex. The record is from RefSeq and is a predicted model, not a curated record. Gene Ontology annotation, biological process: regulation of actin filament polymerization; Arp2/3 complex-mediated actin nucleation. The transcript is spliced from 4 exons. Gene Ontology annotation, molecular function: actin filament binding. Lineage: Eukaryota; Metazoa; Arthropoda; Insecta; Lepidoptera; Pieridae.